CAAUAUGCUAUAAGCACAAAUAUUGAAGAUGAAUCAAUAAAUGAAUCACAAUUAGUUUUUUAUUAUGUACUUACUGAUUGUGAAACACAAUGGUCAAGUACUUUUAAUGCAUGGGGUCAUUUGUUAAUUUUAAGACCAUUCAUUGAUAUUCUUUCUACAACAAUAAAUGUAAAGAAUGUUGAUGUGAAAACAAAAAAAGAUGGAAAGCAUCAAGAUGAAUUAAAGGAUGCAUUUGAUGAUCUACAAUUUGAAGACGAGGAGGAAGAUGAUGAACCAAAAGCAAAGCAAAGAAUCAAAAUUAAUAAUCCAGUAAAUACGAUUGGAUUAAUUGAUGCAAUUAAAGAUAAAUUUUAUUAUGCAAUAAAUGUCUAUUAUAAAGAUUUAGAGCUUGAUGGUCUUGUUGCUUCAUUUUUGGAUCCAUAUUAG
This is a messenger RNA of Racocetra persica, 426 nucleotides long. Lineage: Eukaryota; Fungi; Glomeromycota; Glomeromycetes; Diversisporales; Gigasporaceae. The record is from the annotation of a GenBank genome assembly.